AUGUGUAGCAAAACUUCAUCUGACAUGUUAUGGCAUAAAGAGGCAGAUAAUAACGAUGGGUACCUGAGGCAUCCAAGGGACGCUGAAGCAUGGAAAGACUUUGAUGCAAAGUAUCCUGACUUUUCCAAUGAUGCUCGCAGUGUUCGCUUAGCCUUAGCAAGUAACGGUUUUAAUCCUUUCAGAAACAUGAGUACCACGUAUUCCGUUUGGCCUGUAAUUCUUAUUCCGUACAAUCUUCCACCUUGGCUAUGCAUGAAACAGUCAUCUUUUAUUCUAUCUAUGAUUAUUCCUGGUCCUAAAAUGCCGGGUAACGACAUUGAUGUUUUUUUGGAGCCCCUGGUGGAUGAGUUGAAGCAACUCUGGGAUGGUGUUGAAACUUAUGAUGCUAAUAAGGGAACCACUUUCAAGAUGCGUGCGGUGCUACUGUGGACUAUUAGCGAUUUUCCAGGGUUGGGAAAUUUAUCUGGGUGGAACACGUACAGUGGGUUAGCUUGUCCCACGUGUAACGUGGACGCUAAGGCUCAGCGACUAACAUUCAGUCGAAAAUGGUGUUACACGGGCCAUCGCCGCUUCUUGAACCAGGGCCAUAAAUAUAGAGCAGACCGGAAAAGAUUUGACGGACAAGUUGAAAGCAGAGAUCCACCUAUGAAGUAUUAUGGAACAGAUGUCUUAAGGCAGCAGUCUAACUUGCAAGUAUCGUUUGGGAAGAACCCAACUCUGACAGCUAAAAGAAGACGCAUUGGUGAAGAUGCAGAUCAAGAUGACUCGGUUUGGAAAAAGCGGAGUGUGUUCUUUGAACUCCCGCACUGGAAGGAUCACAUGCUGCGUCAUAACCUUGACGUGAUGCACAUAGAGAAGAACAUUUGUGACAAUCUGGUCUACACUAUUUUAAACGACAGCGUCAAAUCAAAAGAUAAUCUUAAAGCUCGCAAAGAUUUACAAAGCAUGGGCAUAAGGCCUGAAUUAUGGCCGGACGAAGGUGGUAAAUAUCGUUCAGCAAUCUUCACAAUGUCGAAUCCACAGAAGGAUGUAUUCCUGAAGACUCUACAGAACGUGGUCUUUCCAGAUGGUUACUCGAGCAAUAUUGCUCAUUGUGUUGAUAUCCGGCAGCGCAAGUUGUAUGGGUUGAAGAGUCACGACUGCCACAUUCUAAUGGAACAAUUACUUCCAAUUUUGGUGAAGAAUGCAUUGCCAAGUCCGCUUGGUGCCCUUCAGGAUCAUGUUGUGCAAACUCUGUGUCAGAUAGAAAUGAUAUUUCCUCCAUCCUUUUUCACUGUCAUGGUUCACCUUACGGUGCACCUGGUUGAUGAACUAAAAAUUGGUGGCCCGGUACAUUAUCGGUGGAUGUAUCCAAUAGAAAGGUACUUGGGACGAUUGAAGCAAUACGUGCGUAACAGGGCACAAGCUGAAGGCUCAAUUGCGGAAGGCUAUUUAUCCGAGGAGAUUUUGACAUUCUGCUCCAGAUAUUUGGAUAAUACUGAGACUAGAAUCAACCGUCCUGCGCGAGUUGAUGAUCGACCUGUUGAUAUUACAAACAAUACAGGAUGUACUAUGUUCCCUGUAAUUGGAAAAGCUUCAGGGGCUGUAUCACAUUUUACACUGACCCCAAUGGAAAGAGAUCAGGCACAUCGUCAUGUGUUAGUCAAUUGUGAGGCCGUCGCUCCAUUUAUUGAGUCAGAAACCAAGCGAAAAUUACGGGAUCAAACAAGGUCGCACUCUAGGAUAGACCGUGUUGUGCAUGCAGAAUUUCCUCGCCGGUUCAAGGGUGAGGUUCCAAUGGACAGUACCGUACAUUCGAAAGAAAUGAAGUUGCUGGCAUGUGGUCCCAUGCUUCAGGCGAGCCGGUUUGGGGCAUACAACGUCAAUUGA
Messenger RNA from Arachis stenosperma, 1869 nucleotides. RefSeq lists its product as uncharacterized. The transcript has 5 exons. NCBI's taxonomy places the organism in Eukaryota, Viridiplantae, Streptophyta, Magnoliopsida, Fabales, Fabaceae. The record is from RefSeq and is a predicted model, not a curated record. Bases 1 to 1869 code for a protein of 622 amino acids.